CACAGCAUGGAGGCAGCAGAGAGAGCCCAAGUGGUGCAGCACUGGAUAGAGGUGGCUCUGGAGUGCCACCUACGAAAAAAUAUCUCCACCUUCUUUGGAAUUGUGUGUGCUCUGCAGAGCAGCCAGCUCCAAGGCCUGAAGAAGACGUGGAGAUUGGUUUGCAGGGGCGAGAGUCCAGAUACAAGAGCUUCUGGAAGAAACUCAAGAGAGGCUGCAAGAAGCCUCAACAAUUGGACUAUCCCGAGGGCACAGUCCCUUACCUGGGCACCAUCCUCACACACCUGGCCUCACUGCACAAAGACCAAGAUUCCAAGGAUGGCUCUUGGCUGAACAUAAAAAGACGAAGAGAGGUGAGAAAAUGACACCUUCCUCUGCAGGCAGCCAGCUGUGCGGGUCCCUUAGGUCCUUUCUUCCCUCUGAUGUGGAUGGUCACAUCACUUGUCCUGCAGAGGUCAGGAGAUGGGGCCUUGAGCUGGGGAUCUAGGACAGCUUGCUGGGGUUGGGCACUGGACCUCAGUAGAGAAAGGCAAGUGUGUUGGGGAGAGACAAGAGUGAAGCCAAGUGAAGACCCGAAGUAAGCCGCCUGGCCUACCUUGCCCUGGUCCA
Molecule: messenger RNA, 606 nt
Organism: Dipodomys ordii (Ord's kangaroo rat)
Lineage: Eukaryota; Metazoa; Chordata; Mammalia; Rodentia; Heteromyidae
Product: ral guanine nucleotide dissociation stimulator-like
Exons: 5
Coding region: 7-330 (107 amino acids)
Biological process (GO): Ras protein signal transduction; positive regulation of GTPase activity
Cellular component (GO): plasma membrane
Molecular function (GO): guanyl-nucleotide exchange factor activity
Source: RefSeq, a predicted model, not a curated record